Messenger RNA from Coccomyxa subellipsoidea C-169, 1122 nucleotides. RefSeq names its product alpha/beta-hydrolase. The coding region runs from base 1 to 1122 and encodes 373 amino acids. The record is from RefSeq and is a predicted model, not a curated record. Gene Ontology annotation, molecular function: hydrolase activity. Lineage: Eukaryota; Viridiplantae; Chlorophyta; Trebouxiophyceae; Coccomyxaceae. The transcript has 10 exons.
AUGCUAGUUCCUCCCAGAACGCUUCCAGAGAUUGUGGGAGGGUGGCUGAAGUACUUCACCCUCAUCACCUUUGUUGCUGUGCCCAUCUGGGCUUACCAGGGGUUUCUGGCCCUGCUGGGUGUGACGCUUGGUCGCGAGGUAUUCUUUUCCAAUGUGGACCGCUCUGCUAUGAAGUUCAAGGAUCCAUUUGACCUGGAGCACGGCUUUGUUACGGUCAAUGGCCUCAGAUUGCACACAGUCUCGGCGGGGCGAGGGCACGGGAAGCCUCUGAUGCUGUUUCUGCACGGCUUCCCAGAGCUGUGGUUCAGCUGGCGCAGGCAGAUGCAGCAGUUCAAGGAGGACUAUGAGGUUGUGGCGGUGGACAUGCGAGGGUAUGGGGAGUCAGACAAGCCAGAGGGCAGGCACAACUACACCAUCCCCACACUCGCGUCAGACACAGCCGCGCUGAUCAAGGCGCUCGGCCACGAAAGGUGCGUGCUGGUGGCGCAUGACUGGGGCGGCAUGGUGGCCUGGCACACAGCGGCGCUGUACCCACAAGCGGUGGAGCGGCUGGUUGUGAUGGGCCUGCCGCACCCCGCCUCCUGGAGAGACAACCUGGACCUCGACCAGUUCCGGCGCAGCUGGUACAUGCUGUUCUUCCAGGCGCCCAAGCUGCCGGAGUUCCUGGCGCUGGCCGCGGACGCUGCCUUCAUCUCCGGUGCCUUCAAGACGGCCGCAGUGGCGCCGCGCAAUAAGGACGCCGUCUCAGACGAGGACGUCGAGAGGUACAAGCAGGGCUUUGCGCGGCCCGGGGCUGCAACCGCCUCGAUCAAUUACUAUCGAGCCUUCUUUGACAGCGAGACACGCUCUCCACAGCCAGAGUACAGGAAAGCGCAUGAGUUAUUGCGGCGAGGCUUGAAGAUGCCCGUGCUGAUGUUGUACGCUGCCAAUGACACAGCCCUGGGGCCACAGCUGGUCCGGGGGACGGAAAAGUAUGUGCCAGACUUGGAGCUGCAUGUGCUGGAGGACUGCUCGCACUGGGUGCAGCAAGACCAGCCAGAGCUGGUGCAGAAGCUGAUGCGCGGAUUCCUGGAGCGCACUGCAAAGAGCAUGGGGCAGCAGACAGUAGCACAGGCGGCAUGA